This is a messenger RNA of Cottoperca gobio, 6633 nucleotides long. It is a transcript of the gene quob, whose product is annotated as quattro b. Bases 279 to 5942 code for a protein of 1887 amino acids. The transcript has 24 exons. Gene Ontology annotation, molecular function: guanyl-nucleotide exchange factor activity. The record is from RefSeq and is a predicted model, not a curated record. Lineage: Eukaryota; Metazoa; Chordata; Actinopteri; Perciformes; Bovichtidae.
GAAGUGAAGCUAGAGGAUCAACAGGCAGCCUGGCAAUUUGCUGCUCUCUGUGCUUUACACUCAAGACUUGUGGAAAAUCUAUGGAGAAUGGGAAUUACUUUGGUUACCUUUUGAUCAAGACAACUUACUGUCAUGUGGAUGUACUUCAGUCGAGUUCUGUUGUUGAUGCUCUAAACAUGGCAAGUCUCUCAGCACGGAGCCUAGGGAGGCUGUCUGGAUAGGAUUGUCAGGACCAAAAAUGAAAAAACUUUCUGCCUUAUAGAAGAAAAAAAGCAAAGAUGAAUCCAGAAUCUCUGGACUCGUCCAUCCAGGGCGCCCUCUCGGCCCUCUUUCCUCCUUUCGAGGCCACAGCGCCCAUCGUCCUCAGCCAGCUGUUUCGCACCAUUGAAGAACGUUACCAUGGUGAUGCGUUACAUUGUCUGCUGGACUUCCUCAUCCCCUCCAAACACCUGCUGGAGAGUGUCCAACAGGCAGCAUGUGCUGGAUACUCUGAUGUGGUUUUCCGUUGUGAGGGCUGGCCUCUGUGUCUUCAUGACAAAACCGUCAUCCAGUUAGCACCGGUGAACCCUUUGCUGCUGCGUCCAGGAGACUUCUAUCUACAGGUGGAACCUUUCGGGGACCAAGCAGCUCGCGUUGUUCUCAAAAGUCUUCUGGAGGAGGGUUGUCGGGAAGUGGAGGAGACCCCCGUCCCUGAGACUUCCUACCCCUGCAUCUUCACUGAGGAAUGGCUGCGGGAUAUCAAUGAAGGACGCCAUGGAACUCCUCUGUCACGUUGCUUGCUUUGCACAGAUCAAGGAGUAAUCAAGUUGCCCUGGGCUAAAAUAGCCAACCCAGAGUUUUUAGACAAGCCUAAGACCUUGCCCACUUAUCGUGAAGCUCCACCUGAGCCAAAACAGAUCUCAGUUCCCUCCCAUUUCAACUCCUCCACCCUCCCAAUGGAAGCCAUGUUUUUUUCUGGCAAAGACAGGAGGCCAGCGUCUUUGAGACCCGGGGACUCUUAUUCCAAACUUGUCAAAAUGGACCAUGAAAGACGCACCCCCAAAUCAUGCUCCAGACCUUUAAUCAAACCUGUUGGUUGGGUUUCUCCUAAUACCUGGGACAGUCGGAAUUAUCGAGAGAUUGAGGGCGAUUAUGUAGAUCUGGUGGAUAUCGCGAAAGGGAAGAAGUUUGUGGAAAAACAGAGCCAUCCAAAUCCACCCAAUUCAGUUUUGUUCAAACCUGUCAGACCACCGCCUCCUGUACCGCUUGGGAAUAGUGUUCCCUGUGGAGGAACCCUUCAGUACGCAGAGGAGCUUUGUACACCAUGCAGCCAGGGAAGGCUGGGGCAAGAGCCAACUGAUCAAGACUUGAAGUGUAGGUACAGAGAAUCGUACGUGGCAGCACUGAGAAACCCAGUCGCUUUUGAGAAGGAGAGUGUAGACCUCCUGGCUGCCCUGGAGGAGGUCAGCCUUUGUGAAGAGGGAGAGUUAAGAUCCAAGGGUGCCUUUGAAGCUCAAAGAGACAAACUUGGAGACUUUUGUAACCACUGUAAUAAACCUGUGAUAAGUAAAGAGCUCUGCCAAUACAGACACUGCUGUGAACCAACACCGGGGACCUUUGCAUCUCGCCUCAAAGACCUUCCUACGACUUCUGAAUCAGAAAACCUCAUGAAGGAAUCACCCAAGAUCUUGAAAUCCACCCCUGGUUUGAGUCAUAGUCACAAAAUUCAGAUGAAACUUAUUUCCCACCAAUCAGGACAUAAUGCUGGUGUGCAUCCAGGAUCAGAUGGGGACAUUAAACCACAUCAGAAGGUGGAGGUUGUGAAACCAUCAGGGAACAACAAAGUUAAGGUUAGGUCUCUGUCCACUGUGUCAGAGACUUCUAAAGGGAGUCCACUUCUCUAUAAAGUCAACAACAGGAGCCACAGUGAUAUCUGCCCUGAAGCAAUAACCAGCAUCAUGCAGUGUAAGAAAGGUGAACUGCUGGAUCAGGUGACUUUGAAGCUGGAAAGACUGAAGUCCCCUAAAAAAGACUCCCAGUCAAGUAGGAGUGAAACUCCCUCCUCUGCAGAUGGACCAGACCCUAAACCCCAUUACUCAAAGAUAGAAAAGCCAUCUCCUCAACUUCCUGUUCAACUUCCUUCUGCAAGUCCUGCCACUCCUCAGCCUCCACAGACUGAUGAAUCAGGUUUCAGAGGCAUCGGUGGUCUGCUUGAACUGGGCAUUAUUAGUUUGCCAGGCAGCAGGGACAGGACAGGCAGGGCAGUGUUGGAGGUCCAUGGUGGCAAAAAGGAGUGGACGUCCCCUCUUGUGUCAGCCCAGAAUGUCUGUGAAUUACUGCUCUACUUGCACACCAUACCAAGGAAAGAAGUUCGAGAGCUGGGAAUGACUUUGGUCAUCAAUGCCAGGAAGAAGCCUCCUUCACUUCACCUGUACAAAGCUCUGCUGAUGGCCCAGGAGCAAGCUCUCCAUGCUGUCCACAGUAUCGUGAUGCUGGUGGAUAAAGACACUUGUCCUCGACCUGAUAAACAGCCAGGGUUACAGAUGGACAUGGUGACUUCUAUGAAAGCCCUCAACAAGACAGUCGAAGCUUCCCAGCUGACCUCUGACCUGGGAGGGACCUUUACUUACGGUCACUCCGACUGGCUGCAGUUCCAUCAGAGACUGGUUUCUUUCAUGGCGGACCUGCGAGGGGCAGACAGCUUGUUGCAGAAGGCCAUAAAGAAAGUGGAUGGAAGCAAGAAGAUAGACACCGCCCAGGAAGUGCAGCAAUGCAUUCAGGAACAGAGGACCUCAAUGAAAGAGGUGUUGGAAGACACGCGACUGGUAACUCUGCAAAGAGAAGGAGGGGCUGUACUGGCCAGAAUGAGGAAAGAGGAGUUCAGAUUUCCACAGUCUGAGGACUACAGAGAUGCUCUGGAGUCAGUGACUAGUCUGUACAAUCAGGUGGAAGAGAAGCUCCACACUCUGGUGAUGAGAUCGAAUGAGUCACUGCAGCACCUGGAGCUCCUCUUCAGGCUCAGAGAGAUGGAGGCCAAAAUUAGCUUGGUAAUUAUUUCAGCUGGGAUGUGGUUCAAUGCAGAAGGAGAACAGAGACUGAAGGACUCUUACACAACAGAUGAAACCCUGGUGUGCACUGAAAAGGCCCUGCAGCACUUUGAUGUGUUCCUCACUCAGUCUAAGGAGAAACAACAGUACGCCUCAUCCCUGGUGACGGAGGCAGCGAUACUUGUUGGCACGAGUGAUUCCAGUCCUGCAACAGAUGUUUUUCGGACUCUGGUCAGCACUUUCAAAUCCAAUAUGGAUGAUUUUAUGUUGCGUGCAGAACAGAGGCACAAAGAACUGGACACACUGUUGCAUGUGCAUCGCUUCUGUGAACAGGCGUCUGCCCUGGCCAAGGAAUGCAGUCAUUUUUUGGAGCAGGUAGAGCAGGGUUGUUACUCAGCUCAGACGGUGAGAACACUCCAAAUGUAUGAAGAGAGAUUAGGUGGUGAAUUCUCCACCCUGCACUUCCAAUCUGUGAAAGCUAAGGCCUGUGCCGUAAGAUCAGGGGCCUCGGGGGUGAUGAGGGUGUGGAAUGCAGCCUGGGUCCAGUGCCAAGAAGUUAGGCAGCAACUCAAGGAAAGGCAAAAGGAGGAGAAAUACGUAGAUAAGAACCAGAUCCAGCAGACCACAGCUGCAAACCCUCAAGGGGAAGAUGGAGGAGUGGAGAAGGAGGAGAAAAGGAGCGAGGUGGGGGAGGGUCAAUAUUCCCUGACCCAGCAGCCGACCUCUCAGAAAGAGGUCGCCAGUAUCUCAGAAAAUGAAGGAGAAAUGACCACUGCUGCCUGCUUCAACCACCAUUUAAAACCUGACUUGAAAGGGGGUGGGAAUGGAGAAUCUCAAGUGCAGAAAUUACCUGAAGCAGCAGUUCAACAUGAGAAAAUGACUCCUGUUUUUCCACUAAACGGUGAAUGUCAUCCAGAAACCAAACCAAGGCCAAGAGAGCAUCACAGCGAGGCAGAUCUGAGGAGCGCAGCCCCAGUUGAAGGGGCCGAUGAUUUUCCAUUGCAGCAACCUUUGGGUCGGUCCCUGAGCGAGGGCUCUUGUGCGAGCUCUCAUUUGGCGAGCAUCUCUGGCUUUUCACCUUUGAAUGUAAGACACAAACACUGUCAGCCACUGGAACAAAAUCUGCAGCCCGUACAAAACCUGCCCAUUUCUCAUAAUGAGAGUUCACGGUCAGAAAACCUGAGCUGCGAGUCAAAAAGACACAGUAAUGAAGAGGAGGGUGGAGGAAGCACAGUCUCCACACAGAGCCCUAAAGAUUUAAAGACCCCAGAGACAUUACUCACACCAACAGAAAACAAUGGCAGCAAUGUUUUGAAACUGCGGAGGAUCAUGGAGGAGCUGCUUUCCACAGAGAGGGAGUAUGUGAAGGCUCUGGGUUACGUUCGAGAACACUACUUCCCCGAGCUGGAGAGGCCCGACGUCCCUCAGGACCUCAGGGGCCAGAGAGGGAGCAUCUUCGGCAACUUAGAAAAACUCCACGACUUCCACCGGCAUCAUUUCCUGAAGGAGUUGGAAAACUGCCUGAAUGAACCCUUCAGAGUGGGACGCUGCUUCCUACGUCAUAGAGAGAGCUUUGCUUUGUAUGCCCUUUACAGCAAGAACAAACCACAGUCUGAUAGUCUUCUCAUUAAUCAUGGACAGGAUUUCUUCAAGCAAAAGCAGCUGGAGCUGAGGGAUAAGAUGGACCUGUGGUCUUACCUGUUGAAGCCUGUGCAGCGGAUCAGUAAGUACAGCCUGCUGCUGCAGGACAUGAUGAGGGAGUGCGGUCCGGGACAAACAAGAGAGAUGGCUGAGGUCAAGGCCGCCCUGGAGGUCGUCCACUUCCAGCUCCGCCACGGCAACAACCUGCUGGCCAUGGACGCCAUCCGCCACUGUGACGUUAAUCUGAAGGAGCAGGGGCAGCUGAUACGCCAGGAUGAGUUCUUGGUCACAUUCAGGAAGAAAAAAUGUUUGCGCCACAUUUUCCUUUUUCAAGAACUCAUUCUCUUUAGCAAAACCAGGAAGACGGACGUGGGAAAUGAAACGUAUAUCUACAAACAGUCGUUUAAGACGUCAGAUGUAGGCAUGACCCAAAACAGUGGUGACAGCGGCCUGUGUUUUGAGAUCUGGUUCAGGAAGAGGAAAACCCAGGACACAUACACACUUCAAGCAGCCAGCCGCGAGGUGAAGGACGCCUGGACCAAGGACCUGGAGCGGAUCCUGUGGGAGCAGGCAGUACACAACAGAGAGGUCCGUAUGCAAGAGAGAGUGUUCAUGGGUAUUGGAAACAAGCCCUUCAUGGACAUCCAGCCCAGUGAUGCAGCUAUCAAUGACAGAGCCGUCAACUAUGUGCAGAUGGGAAGAGAAAACAGGGUGCUGUCCUCUGCGGGAUCACGUGGUCCACAGGACGGGCUUCCUGGGGGCCGACCAAAAUCAGUUGGUUCAGGAAGCAGCUCGUCUUCCUCCUCUUCAUCUGGAAGAGGUUCCCUGUCUCCUGUGGGAUACCUGUGUGGGCCGAAGCGGAGGGGGGUUGCGGGGGUCCUCGGAGGAUACGCAUCGCCUCCUGAAGCUCUGGAGGAAGACGACUUGGACCAUGAGAGUGGUUGUCACAACUUAUUGCUGGACAGCUCCGAGUCGUCCGGAGAGAGUGUGAGUGGCUUCAGCAGCUGCAGUCACAGCUGCCACUCUGCUAUUGGAGGAGAGGUGGAGGACACCUCUUUGGUCUCUGCCUCCAUGAUCACUGUUAAGGAGGCAGCGGUUGCUCAUAGGACUGAAGCCUCUGCAGUCUUACAUCAACCAAAUGCUCUGGAAGGAUCCACAGAAAAAACCCAACCACCGGUUGCACCAAAGCCCAAGAUAAAACCACCAUACCAGGCCAAGGAUCUGCCCUGUGGCAAGGUUCAGAACACUAGUGUCGGAAAAUCCACUGAGGUUUGACCCGUGAUACAGUACAAGAUUUGGAGGCAACCCAAGAAAGCCGUCUGUUGGUGUCAGCGUUGAAGAUGAAACUAUUUUAACUUCACAUUACAUUACAUCGAGGGACUUUCAGUGAACUAACAUGUACGCAUGUCUGGUGUUGUAUUCUGAAGCCGUACCAUUAGACCACAAGCCAUCACCACCAACUGACAUCCUUUUAUACGCCAGCUGUUACUGUAAUCCGUUACCACUCUGUAAAUAGAUGUUCUUUUUUAAACUCACUACUAAAGUAAUAGGUCAGAGGAAUGUCUGUAAAUGUACUGUGCCUGCAUUUAGAAAUGCAUAACUGACAUGGCUUUGCAUAGAUCAUUGUAUAUCAGUCUCAGAGCUCAUGCAAAGGAUCAUAGAGUUGUCUUUGAGCAUAGCAGGUUAGCUAUUCAUAACACAAUGCAAACACUUUACAGUAGUCAAAGAAUGUGGCCAAAUAAUCGUGGUGAAAUAAAAUGUGCAGAUUUUAAUAAGCAUUCACCAUCCUGAUCCCAGAGGAGUUUGAUCAAAUCUUGAGGUCUGUGAAGAAUUGUGUCACAAAGGCAGUAAACACCAUAAUGCCUUAUAAGUCCCACCAAAUGUAUUGCAUUUUGUACAAAUGUAUCAAACUUAAUUACGACAUGUGUCUUACUUAUUUUCUCGAAAAUAAAACACAUUCACUCUG